AUCGUAUCCUUUAAUUUUGGGGCAUGAGAUAAUGAACCAACAGCUUGAGACUUGAGAUGAGCUGCGCUACGCCGCUAUUCUCAGAAGACAUACAUAACCUCCAAGUUGAUGCCCUUUGCAUCCAUGACCUCAUGGGCUCUUAUAAUUGUUACUUGUGUUGCCGGCUAACCGAAGAGGACAUUCAGUUCAAUACUUUAGUGGCACUCGCUGACCUGACCCAUUUGGCCAGUCACAUUGCCAGGGGCGGAGGAAGGUGAUGGAUCACCUUUACAAGUCUCACUCGUGGAAGUAUGGCAUGAUGCUUUGUAUUCCGAACGUGCUUCUUGCAUCGAAUGCAUCGAAGAAGCUUGCUGUCAACGAAGUGACAUUUACGCAUGCUGUAUUUUGGGGUGCUGCCCAUCCAGACGUCAGUAGCUGCUGGUCGGAAACGAGGACCUUUGAGAUGUGUUGUGUGAAGUGGGACUCCGGCGCCUUACCAGGCCAAAAAUGUUGGUCUAACGGGAACCGUCCCCAGCUUUACCAACUAUGCUGCAUUGCCAAGCCAGAUCAACCUCCGAGAUCCUUUUUCUCCUGUGUUGGCAGGGGCGUUUUCUGGGAGCGUUUGCGUCAAACCGUGUCCCUUUUCAGAUCCUUCCAGGCUUUAAGUGACACGCCUUUGGAAAAGGCCAAUCCACAUGAGUGCUUGCUAGGUGGAGUGCUUGCCAGCAUGCUGACAUUGGUGCACAUCACGACUGCGAACAGGUCAAUGGAAAGGAAGGUGCAAGAUUAUGAUCGUGCGGAAUACCUACUCAAAGUCUUAUUCAGUAGUCCUGUGACAUUGGAAGAAAUCUUGGCAUCUGGUUGGCCAUUAUUUCUCACAUUAGACUUUUUCCGUUGGGAUCCAGGCUUUCAGGAAUUGGCUGACAAGCGCCUGCCUGGUGUCAUGGCAGGCGACCAAACAAUGCGGUGGAGCAACACGCUCAGUACUGCAAUUCAGGCUGAGUCAAAUGGCCGAAUACCCACUGACCUGGUCAUGAAGCUUUCAAGCAGCGUCGCCAAAUCAGAGGAGCAAGUGCUUUGGCAGCUUAUGCCAGCCUUUGUCUCGCUUGUUAACUACCACAACCUCCGUAAGGUUGACUUGCCUCGUGCUGAAGAACUUUCACCUCUUGGAUUUGAAGCUAAGCAGUUGAUCCUUCUUGCAGAUGCACAGCUGAAAGCCUGGAUAUCUCUGUUCACCCAUCCAUUUUCUUUGCUGAUUAAAGUGGAGGUUCCUUUAGUAAAUCUGCUGCAGGCUUUGUCUUGGCCUGGAGUGGUGCUGACUCAUCCAGGGGCUUACAUGGCAGACACGGUGCAUUUUCCUGGCUCUCGCUUGGCGGAGGUUGUCGCGCGACCGCAGCGCUUCGCUGAUUUGCCCUUGGUUGAGCAACACAUUUUCUCUGGCUUUGACGCUGCAAGCAACAUGGUCAGAACAACAGGUCAACCAAUGUGCUAUGCUCCCGGAUUCUUGUUUGUAAUUCUAGCUAUGGCAGCCCUUGGCAGUUGUGAUGGUAUUGACAGAAUUGUAUGUGGAACAUGGCCGGCAGUGCGGGUGUGGGACAUCGGUGCUAGCUAUGGGGAUUGCUUGCUCUGGGCUGCCGCUGUGCUUCUUUCGCAUUGGGCUGGCCCAAAGCUUGAGCUUCGUGGUUUUGAAGCCCUUCCAACAGCCGCAGCUGCAUUCAAAAGAUCCGCAGAAAGUUUGCGAGAGGCUUGGAGAUAUGAAACGAGCGCGAGAGGCUCCAUGAGAAACAUUGACUUUUCUCUCCUUGUGGAGGAAUUGGCCAUGAGAGAGGUUCGGGAGAGCAUUGAGAUCUCUUAUCCCAGCCAUUCCAUGGCACUGGCAACCUUCCACCGAUGUCAGGAGAGAUAUGCGGGUGAAGCAUCCAACAAUCUUUUGAAUUGCAUUGUGAAAACAACGCGCUCGGAAACUUUGGACACAUAUCUCUUUGACCUGCCUGCACGUGGGCCCAUUGAUGUGUUGAAGAUCCAUGUGCAAGGAGAUGAGCUCUCUGUGCUGCGCGGCGCUAGGGCAUCGCUAGACAGUGGCUUCGUGUGUCUCCUCCACAUGAACCUAGAGACCCUUUCGCUGCAGACAGACGAUGUGCAAUCCUUGAGUCAGAUGGCUGAAGAGGUGCUUCAGAUCCUGCAUUCUGGCUUCAAAGGUGUCUUAGUCAGUUUAUGGGACCAGCGACCGGCAACUAGGGAAGCUGUGAAGUUUGCAAUUCUGAAGAGCCAAAAUCCUGAUAAGAGCACUUGGCGGCCGCCUGAUGCAAAGAGGCCUCCUAGCUCGGAAGAGCUACACCAUGAGCUAGUUGCAUGGACAGAACAGGGUGAAUGCAAUAAGAGUGUUGCAGUGGCUGCUGCCUCUAGCCUUUGGGCUUCAAUGGCUGUCGCUUUUGACUCUGAGCAGAGGAAGUCAGAGUCGGCAGAUGUUGGCUAACAUGAUGAGGCAAAAACCUCAACAAUCGACUUUCCUGCAAUACUUCGGGAGGCUAUAUAAAGCAAGGCAAUCCCAGAAAAAGCAUGAGAAAGCAUUUUGUCAACACCUGUGAGUCAGUGAGUGCUUCUGAUUCGCUCAUUCAU
This is a messenger RNA of Durusdinium trenchii, 2598 nucleotides long. NCBI's taxonomy places the organism in Eukaryota, Dinophyceae, Suessiales, Symbiodiniaceae. The record is from the annotation of a GenBank genome assembly.